Molecule: messenger RNA, 177 nt
Organism: Suillus discolor
Lineage: Eukaryota; Fungi; Basidiomycota; Agaricomycetes; Boletales; Suillaceae
Exons: 1
Source: RefSeq, a predicted model, not a curated record
UGGUGUGCUGCACUUCAGGAGAAGUUUGACUCACUCAAACACACUGGCACUUACUCUCUUGUCCCCUAUUCAGAUGUACCACAAGGACAUCAUAUCAUGCAGGGUAGCCCUAUCUUCAAACUGAAACAUAAUGAGAAGGGACACCCCACAUGCUUUAAAGUGCAAUAUGUCUAUUAG